AUGCUGCGCGUGCUGCGGUCACGGAGGCGGUGGCUGCGGAGGAAGGGGGUCCUGGUCGGCGUGGUCCUGCGCUACGGCAUCCACGUCCCCAGCGACGUCAACAACGUGACGCUGAGCUGCCAGGUGCAGAGCAGCCCCGCCACGCUGCUGGUGAACGUCAGCGGCAAGUACUACGAGUACACCCUGAAGGGGGAAAUCAGUGCCCAGGAGCUCAACAACGUCCAGGAUAACGAAAUGCUGAGGAAGGUGACUUUUGAUCCUGAGGUGUUUUUCAACAUUUUGCUUCCUCCGAUUAUAUUUUACGCAGGCUACAGCUUAAAAAGGAGGCAUUUCUUCAGGAACUUGGGAUCGAUCCUGGCGUACGCUUUUCUUGGCACUGCCAUCUCCUGCCUGGCGAUCGGCUCCAUCAUGUACGGCUGCGUUGCCUUGAUGAAAGUCACGGGGCAGCUCGGCGGAGACUUCUACUUUACUGACUGCCUCCUGUUUGGCGCUAUCGUAUCAGCUACUGACCCAGUGACUGUUCUUGCCAUAUUCCAUGAGCUCCAGGUUGAUGUUGAGCUGUAUGCCCUUCUCUUUGGCGAAAGCGUCCUCAAUGAUGCCGUUGCCAUAGUGCUGUCUUCGUCGAUUGUUGCAUACCAGCCAGCGGGUGACAACAGCCACACGUUUGAUGUCACGGCGAUGUUCAAGUCUAUUGGGAUCUUCCUGGGGAUUUUCAGUGGAUCUUUUGCAAUGGGGGCAGCUACUGGAGUUGUGACAGCAUUAGUCACCAAGUUCACCAAACUCCGGGAGUUCCCGUUGCUGGAGACGGGCUUGUUCUUCUUGAUGUCCUGGAGCACGUUCCUGCUGGCCGAAGCGUGUGGCUUCACAGGUGUGGUGGCUGUGCUCUUCUGCGGGAUCACGCAGGCCCAUUACACGUAUAACAACUUAUCCACUGAGUCCCAACACAGAACGAAGCAGUUGUUCGAGCUUCUGAAUUUCUUGGCGGAAAACUUCAUCUUCUCCUACAUGGGACUUGCCCUGUUCACCUUCCAGAACCACGUCUUUAACCCUACCUUCGUCGUGGGCGCUUUCCUUGCUAUCUUCCUAGGAAGAGCUGCCAAUAUUUACCCAUUGUCAUUUUUACUGAAUCUGGGGAGAAGAAAUAAGAUUGGAACAAAUUUGCAGCAUAUGAUGAUGUUUGCCGGGCUGCGAGGAGCCAUGGCGUUCGCCUUGGCCAUCCGCGACACGGCCACCUACGCCCGGCAGAUGAUGUUCAGCACCACGCUCCUCAUCGUCUUCUUCACGGUGUGGGUUUUCGGCGGGGGCACCACGGCCAUGCUGUCGUGCCUCAAUAUCCGAGUUGGUGUGGACGCAGACCAGGAAAACGUGGGCGUCCCGGAAAGCGAGAGGAGGAGUACGAAGGCAGAAAGCGCCUGGCUCUUCCGCAUGUGGUACAACUUCGACCACAACUACCUGAAGCCUCUGCUGACGCACAGCGGUCCCCCGCUCACGACCACGCUCCCGGCGUGCUGCGGGCCUGUCGCCCGGUGCCUGACAAGUCCACAGGCGUACGAAAAUCAGGAGCAGCUGAAGGAUGACGACUCCGACCUCAUUUUGAACGACGGGGACAUCAGCCUGACGUACGGGGAUUCCACCGUGAACACCGAUUCGGUCGCGUCCAGUGGCGCCUCGCGGCGGUUUGUAGGAAACAGCGCCGAGGAUGCGCUGGAUCGGGAGCUUGCUUUUGGGGACCACGAACUCGUAAUCCGGGGAACGCGCUUGGUUCUUCCCAUGGAUGACUCGGAGCCGCCAUCAAACGUCCUGGAUAACGCAAGACACGGUCCGGCAUAAGGUUGCUCGGUUGAUUGACAGUAAUAUUUGCAUAUAUGAUCAAGAAAUAUGUACUACCUAAAGUCUAAUGCAUGUCUCAAAAUGUCUAAGCUGUAUAAAUAUUAUUUAUAUGGUGUCAGAAGAAUAUAAAUAUUCUCUGCCAAGCACUUGUAAAGAACAAGCUGCAAAUUUAAGUUCAAAACUGUGUUGACUGCACUGCGUAGGGUGGAACUGUUUUAGCGUAAGAAUCUGUUGCACACAGUGAGCUUCUUCUAAAGUGCGAUUCACUGAAGGGUUUAGGUUGCAGCUGGGUCAGUAAAGGAGCUGACUCCCUGUUCCUCCUCCGCACCUGGGAGAGCGGGGUAGGGAAGUGGUGGCGAACAAAGUAAAUUGCUUUCUAUUCAGGUGGGGAGUUUUGUCUCUGAUCUUUGGAUAAUCACAUCAAAAUGUCAGUGAAACGUCUGCCUACGCACUGUCUCGCUGGGCAGUGGCCAGCAAUAACCUUCGCUGCUUCGCGGGAGCCUGAGCGGGGAUCCUCAUCCCUGCGGAGGGAUGUGAGGGCGCAGGGAAGGAGAGUUUCUUAUUUUAAGUGACCUGUCUGCCCUGGCCACGGCACUGCUUUAGCAAGCUAACGACAGACGUCGGCCAAAGCUCUUUGCAACGAUUCUGGGUGUCCGGCUGUUUGGAUCGGAGCCCAAAGAAAGGGGCGGGCAGGCGGGCAGGAGGCUCUGUUUGUGCUUAGCAGAAAGAGGCGAUGCCGCGUGAGCUACGCAGGCUGUGCACAGAUUUUUAGGGUUGAGUCUGUCUCUGGGUUGUCACUCAAGCAGCUCUCUGGAAGCAGCAAUCAAAUCCCGAAUCGGCAACGAAAUUUCACGUUUGGGAAGCGGCCACGUCUCGGCGCGAGUGAAUCCCUUCCGCUUAAGUCAGGGAAGGGGCUGACGGCGCCGGGCCGAGCCCAGGCAGCCCGCGCCGGGCCGACCUGCAGCGCCAGCGCUAGGGCUCCGCGUUGACCCCUUUCCUCCAGGCUCCUCCAGAAGGGUUUAGCAGCGAGGUGGUACCGAAGGGGAGAGUUGGCUGCCCGUCCCCCCUGUAUAGUCCGAGUCGUUGCACUUUGUUUAAUAACUCCUUAGCGUUAUUCGCAUGCCGCGUGUCCGUAAUCCUGCUCUCUCUCAUGUCCCUUACCGUUUACUGAGAAACGUUUGCGAGUUGAUGUGUUUUGGGGUUUUUUGUUUGUUUGUUUUUGCUGUUUUCCCAAGGAAGAGCACAGAAUAAUUUGCAGUUUCGCACUGGUGUUACAGGAUUUGCUCUGCAGUUACGGAAACGGCUAAAGGCGCAGUGAAAUUGUUAGCCCUGACGUCUUCCCUCCCCCCGAGAGGGGGAAGGGACAGACCUUUGCUGUACGCAAUUUCGUUGCCUGUUUUAGCCACCGUUUUGCUAUACAAAACUUUGUCAGGGUUGCGGGAGCGCUGCAAGCUCUGGGUUAAAAGGAGACCGCGCGUAAGAGGAGCGAGCUGAGGCCGAGCGCUCCCGGCUCCCCGCAGAGCAAACGCGGCAUCCCUCGGGAUCGGAGCAGCUUCCCUCCGGCUCGUCCCCAGCGCUACCUGAGAGCGGGACGAGACACGAAAUACUGAAAUUUUGCACGUGUAUCUAUACAAUUGGGAAGCUAAAUUUAAACUUUUUUUUUUUUUCAUUUUCUCAGGUCUAAGUAACAUUGCCUUAAAUUUACUGAAGUGAAACUAAUUAUUUUGGCAGUUUAUCCCCAAGAAAGUGUUUUCUUUUUCCUUCUGAACAAACUGCGUGGCUGCUGCCGUGGGACUCCUGGCGAAGGGGGUACGCUCUGUUUGUGUUCAGGCUUAGACUCUUCCUUGCACCGAUAAAUGGCAGUUCUAGCUGUUAACGUAGCUGUUGGAUUAGCGCUAGCCUCUCUGUUUCCUGCUAUGCAGGAUUUCCAUAAAGUGUGCGUUUUAUAUGAUGUCUGUAACUUAAUGUGUUUAAAAAAGAAAAAAAAAAGAAAAAAAAAAAGUUGGUACAUGUUGACUUUAGGUUUACUUGCCUCACUUCUACAUUGCUUUUAUUUUUCAGUUUUGCGGUUUUGAAGAGGUAUGAUAGAUAACUACCUCUUGUUUUUUUUCCUGUAUAGUCUUGACUAUGAAUUCAAUUUACGAAAAUUCCCGCUGGUACAGCCGGGCGCGCGGAGCAAGGCGCCUGCGGGCUGCUGCUCCCGCUGCCGGCGCCCGGCGCCCCGCCGACUGCAGAGCCUCCCGCUGCUGCAACGGGCCUCGA
Molecule: messenger RNA, 4092 nt
Organism: Struthio camelus australis
Lineage: Eukaryota; Metazoa; Chordata; Aves; Struthioniformes; Struthionidae
Source: RefSeq, a predicted model, not a curated record